This is a messenger RNA of Penicillium malachiteum, 1311 nucleotides long. RefSeq names its product GNAT family N-acetyltransferase. Bases 1 to 1311 code for a protein of 436 amino acids. Gene Ontology annotation, biological process: siderophore biosynthetic process. Lineage: Eukaryota; Fungi; Ascomycota; Eurotiomycetes; Eurotiales; Aspergillaceae. The record is from RefSeq and is a predicted model, not a curated record. The transcript has 2 exons.
AUGGCCACUCACACUUAUCCCGCUGUGAAGCUUCCCCAUCCAUUUCUCACCGCCUACCGGGUGCACACCGUCGAAGCAUCCAAGCGUGUGUUGAUCCUACAAGAUCAGCCUACAACUGGUCGACCUCUGCCUGAGCCAUUACACCUCGAAUCCCUCUCAUGGCGUGAUUUGAGCUUCCGUCCCAAGGAGGAGCAGCCUCCCGCCAACAACAACACCGCAUGGGGUCGAGCCCGCCGUAGCCCGGAGACCGUCUUCCAAUGGACCGAUAAGACCCCUUCUUUGGGUCAGAUCUGGGGUGUUGUCCAUGCGAUCUACCUUGCCUACCCCACAAACGAAUACUUCCGUGUGACACUUGAUGGUGAGGGCAAGGAGAUCCUGCGGACUGAACUGCUUGCGACCGGUCUGGCUAUCGAGCACCCCAAGCCAUGGGGUAAGAAGGAGCUGCCAACCGAGCAAGCAGAGGAACUGCUUGUUCUGAGAAGUUCAUUCUGGCAGGGUGCAGCUUCCCCUGUGGGCCCACGGCCGAUCUGGGUUGCGGGUGACGGGAUUGACGGAGUUGCGCGUGAGUCCUUGGACAGGUAUCCCAUUCAACCGGAGAACUACCACUUCACGAAUAAGUUCCCCGAAGAGCCAGUAUACACACGACACCCGAUUCGUCGCCCGAAACCCGCUCCUGGCUCCAUUGCAUACAGCCGCUACAUCCCCGAGAUCGAUGAACACUUUUCGCUGGAGGUUGUGAACUGGGAAGAUGCUGAGCACUUGAAGCUCUUCAAUACCUGGCAGAAUGACCCUCGUGUGGCAAAGGGCUGGAACGAGACUGGCACAUUAGAUCAGCAUCGGGAGUACCUGCGCAAGCUGCACGUUGAUCCUCACGUUCUUUGCUUGUUUGGCCGCUUCAACGAGACCCGUUUCUCGUAUUACGAGCUGUACUGGGCUAAGGAGGACCACUAUGGAGCUCACUACAAUGCUGGAGACUACGACCGUGGUCGUCACUCCCUUGUUGGUAAUGCCUCGUUCCGUGGUGCCCAGCGCGUCAACGCCUGGUACUCCAGCUGUAUUCACUAUUGUUUCCUGGAUGACCCACGCACAGCAAAUGUUGUCGGUGAGCCCCGUGCCACUGGCUCGAUCAUUCUGUCCUAUGAGAAUGCUCAGGGUCUGACGAUCGGCUCGUAUGUUGAUCUUGGCCACAAGCGCUCCGUGCACUCGAUCGCCAGCCGAGAGAAGUGGUUCCAGCUGUGCCCGAUCUUCUGGGAUGGACGUGAGCGUCCCCUGGAGUCUGCUGAUCGUGCGGCUUGGAAUGCUAAGCUCUAA